AUGGGCGGCGAUGGGACGGCUUCUUUGGGACCUUCCCAUGGACCUCAAGAGCCUUUUGUUUUAAACUCUUCAGGGUCAGACCCAGUUUAUGGUUGUCGCACAAGCGGAACCCUAGUUGAUGGGUCCGUCGACACGCAUGAGGCUACUACGGCCCUGGAACAUCAAGGCGAAGAAAAGCAUAGCGUGUCACCCCUCAAUUCUAUAAAUGAAUACACUGUGUCUGGCACAGCUCCCUCUGAGUAUGUCACUCGCUACGGCCACUCGGUGCAUUUGCUGGAUCCUGUGGGCGUUCACGACAUGGAAGAACGUGUGAAGGAGGCGGAAAAGACUCGUAUGUCUCGCACCAUGUCAGCUGGUGACCUCGAGCUGCAGCCUCAAGAGGCCUCGGGUCAUGCCAAUCCGUUUCAUGAUGGUAACUUCGAUCUGGCUGGCUUCAUUGAACACCAGCUGGACACGCAGCGUGCCAACAGUGGUCGAGAGCUGCCCUCAAUGGGUCUAGCUUUUAAAAAUCUUACGGUCACAGGCUAUGGCCUCGGUGCAACCCUCAGUGUCGAUGUGGGAACAGUUUUGACGCUUCCUUUCCGUCUUGUUGGUAUGAUAACCGAUUUUAUUAAAAGGCCUACAAAAGGUAUCCUGCAUGAUGUCACAGGAUGUGUGAAGCCUGGUGAGAUGCUUCUUGUCUUGGGACGACCGGGCAGUGGUUGCACCACGCUGCUGCGCUCUUUGGCAUCGUAUCGGGAUGGUUACCGCAGCAUUGAAGGCAAGGUCACGUACGAUGGUUUCGAUCACAAGAUGAUAGAAGGGCCGCUCCGUGGUGAGGUCGUUUAUUCGCCUGAGGAUGAUGUGCAUUUCCCAACACUCACUGUGAAAGAUACUCUGGCAUUUGCUGUGUCUUCUCGCACGCCCAGCUCAGAGUUCCGCGGAACAUUUAAAGACAAAGGUAAUCGCAAGGAAUUCACCAAACUAUUCCGUGAAGCUAUUGCCACGAUUCUAGGGUUGCGCCACACAUACAACACCAUCGUUGGCAACUCUUACGUCCGUGGUGUAUCUGGUGGCGAGCGCAAGCGUGUCAGUAUUGGUGAAACCCUUGCUUCGCGUGCAUCGAUUCUCAUGUUUGACAACUCAUCACGGGGUCUUGACGCGUCCACGGCGCUGGAAUUCGUUCAGUCGCUCCGUAUUGCGACUGAUGUGGCUAACGCUACUACGAUAUCCAGUAUAUACCAGGCGGGCGAUGGUAUUACAAAGACAUUUGACAAAGUGGCUCUACUGUACCGUGGGCACUGUAUCUACUUUGGUCCUGUGGGGCUGGCUGUUGACCACUUCAAAUCAAUUGGCUAUCUUCCGUAUGACCGGCAGACUAUGUCGGACUUUUUGGUGGCAGUAACUGAUCCAACGGCGCGUCAAAUAAACCCUGAUUUUACCGAGGUACCACAGACACCGGAGGAGAUGGCGGCGGCUUUCCGCAUGUCGAAAAUUGGUCAGGCCAAUAUCGCCGAAGUGGAUGCGUAUAUGGCUGAGAUGGAGAACAAGUCUCACGAUGAAAUGCUGGCUCAUAUGAACAUGACUCGGGGGCAACGCACGCGUCGUGUUUCAAAGAAGAGUAUGUACAUGCUCUCUUGGCCUCAACAAAUUCGACUAGCUAUAAAGCGUCGAGCUCAAAUUUCUGUGGGUGAUUGGCAGACGGCUGUGAUUCUGUCUGGCUCCGUCAUUUUUGUAUCUUUGAUCAUGGGUUCUGCCUACUACCAGAUGGCCGAUGACUCGCAGGCUAUGUUCUCGCGUAGUGGUGUUCUCUUCUUUGCGUUGCUUUACAACAUCUUUUCGGCCAUGGCCGAAGUACCUGCCAACUAUCAGCAACGACCUAUCGUGAUUCGUCACAAGCGUUUUGCUAUGCUUAGGCCUGCUGCUGAUAGUCUUGCCAAUGUUCUUCUGGAUAUCCCUACUCGCUUUAUGCCUAUGACGCUGUUCAACAUUAUAUUAUACUUCAUGUCGGGUCUAUCAGUUGAUGCUGGCAAAUUCUUCAUCUUUUUCUGGCUGGUUCUGCUUGCCACAUUUACCAUGGUUACUUUAUUCCGUGCCAUUGCCUCCUUGUUCCGCUCAGAGGCCUUUGCGACGAUGAUUGCUGGCAUUAUUGUCCUUGACGUGGGUAUGUAUACGGGCUUUGCUAUUCCUCGUCCUUCUAUGCCUGUGUGGUGGCGCUGGUUGUCGUAUUGCAAUCCUGUAUCUUUCGCCUUUGAGAUUCUGUUGACAAAUGAGUUCCGCGGCAAGGUUAUGUCGUGCACACCAGAAGAAAUGAUCCCACCUGGCGCGGCAGUUGCGAACCAAGUAUGUCCUGUAUUGGGCAACAGACCCGGGACCAUGCUAAUCGACCCUUCAAGCUACUUGGACAUCAAAUAUGGGUAUGAGUGGUCUAAUGCGCAUCGUAAUGUCGGGAUUAUCAUUGGCUUUUUCAUUUUCAAUAUCAUCGUGUAUAUGGUUGCGUCAGAAUUCCAGAGAGAUCCAGCUUCAGGCACCGUCAUGAUCUUUAAGCGUGGUAAGGUGUCGAAACGGGAACUUAAGAGUCUUGUGAGCAAUCCUGAACACGUGCAAGAUAACGGACAACAGAGCACUGCAGUCGAGCAAAAAGAAAACCGCACGGAUGACGCACUUGCUGUGUCUGACGAAGUAUUCAGCUGGAGGAACAUCAACUAUGAUGUUUCGAUUAAGGGAAAGCCUCGGCGCCUUUUGGACAAUGUUUCUGGCUUUGUUGCCCCUGGUAAAAUGACGGCUCUCAUGGGUGAGAGUGGUGCGGGUAAAACGACCUUGUUGAAUGUUCUGGCUCAGCGCGUGGACGUCGGUGUGAUUACCGGUGAUUUCUUGGUCAAUGGCCGACCUCUGCCCAAAUCAUUCCAGGCCGAUACCGGUUAUUGCCAGCAACAAGACGUACACAUGACUGAGCAAACGGUGCGUGAAGCCUUGCAAUUCUCCGCAAUGCUUCGACAGCCUCGUGAAACGCCGAAGGAAGAGCGCUUGGCAUACGUUGAAACGGUGAUUGAGCUUUUGGAGAUGCAAUCAUUUGCGGAUGCCAUUGUCGGCAAUGUGGGUGAGGGACUUAACGUGGAGCAGCGCAAGCGACUGACGAUUGGUGUGGAGCUAGCUGCGAAACCGAAGCUACUGCUGUUCCUGGAUGAGCCUACGUCAGGUCUUGAUGCACAGGGCGCGUGGUCGAUUGUGCGCUUCCUGAAGAAGUUGGCGACCGAAGGUCAAGCUAUUCUGUGUACGAUCCAUCAACCCAGUGGUGAGCUGUUCAAUCAAUUCGACCGUCUCAUGCUGCUACAGAAGGGUGGUAGGACAGCGUACUUUGGUGAUCUCGGACCAAACUCGCGGACCCUCAUUGACUAUUUCGAGAAGCGAAGUGGAGUGCGCUGCGACGAGAAUGCAAACCCUGCCGAGUAUAUUCUGGAGGUUAUUGGUGCGGGUGCGACGGCAACGACGGACAAGAACUGGUUCCAGCUUUUCCGCGAGAGCGAGCUGUAUGUGGAGCUGCAGCGAGAGCUUGAUGCGAUCGAUGGGCGAAAACUCAACGAGGAACAUGAUGCGGCUACAGCGUCGCAGCUUAAUCGUGAAUAUGCCCAGCCAUUCAUGGUCCAGCUUAUUAGCUGCACUCGCCGAAUGUUCUUGUCGUACUGGCGUAACCCUUCCUAUAUCUGUGCCAAGUUGAUGUUGAAUAUUAUCGGUGGUCUCUUUAUUGGGUCCACAUUCUGGGGUAAAGGGAAUGAGUUUUCGCAAGCCGGAUUGCAAAACAAACUUUUUGCAUCGUUCAUGACACUGGUUGUAUCUACUUCGCUGGCUCAGCAGUUGCAGCCCGAGUUUUUGCGCCAACGUGACUUGUUUGAGACUAGAGAGGGACCAUCGAAGCUGUACAACUGGCUUGUUUUCCUUCUGAGCCAGUUGAUCGUUGAGAUUCCUUGGAAUUUGCUAGGCGGGACCCUUUUCUGGAUUCCCUGGUAUUACAUGGUACAAUUUGGUCACGAAAGCGAACGAACUGGCCUUAGUUGGGUGUUCUACAUGCUCUUCCAACUUUGGUACUGUACAUUCGCUCUGGCCCUGGCCGCUAUCAGUCCCAAUGGUCUUGUUGCCUCGGUGCUCUUCUCAACGGCCUUUUCGUUUAUUGUGACAUUCUGUGGUGUGGUCCAGCCUCCGCCACAGAUGCCCUAUUUCUGGCGGUCGUGGAUGUUCCAUCUGAGUCCCUUCAAGUAUUUCGUGGAAGGUAUGCUGAGCAAUACAGCAUCCGACCAGGUCGUUGUUUGUUCUUCUGACGAGUUAAACACCGUCAUUCCGCCACAAGGCAUGUCUUGUGACGCUCAUAUGGGCGGCUAUACCAACUCGCUGAACCAACCUCUCAGUCCGGGUCAUGGUUAUUACACUACCGGACCAGCAGGCGAAUGCCAGUUCUGCCCUGUCAAUUCGGUUGCUGAUUAUAUGCGGUCGAUCAAGAUGAACCCUAGCUAUCGUGAUCGUGAUAUUGGUAUUAUCUUUGGCUACAUUGGUUUCAACAUCCUCUUAUACUUUGCUCUCUACUAUGUUGCUCGCGUAUUUAAAUGGAAGAACAUCAAAACGAAAAAGCGUGAUUCCAAACAGGACAAAGAGGUUAAAAUCCCUGCUAAUGAACCUGUGCAUACGAGUACUCCUGGAGUAUCUCUAGCCACGCAUCCGACCAUAUAUUCAUCCAAAGGAUUGCCGAUCACCAUCUUGGACCCCAUCGGCGUCUCUGAUAUAUCCGAAAAGUUUAUUGAGGCAGAUAAACAACAGCAGGUUCAGGCGAUGUCGUCAGGGGAUGUCGAGAUGCAGUCUCAUCGAAGUGCUAAUCCUUUUGACCAAGAUAAACGAUUUGAUCUAGGAGCCUUUUUGCACUACCAGCUUCAGAUUCAAAGGGAACACGGGCAUCAAGUGCCAAGCAUGGGUCUUGCUUUCCAGAAUCUACAUGUGACCGGAUAUGGCAUUGGCACUAAGCUAAGCUCAGAUUUAGGCUCUAUUUUAACAUUUCCACUGCGCAUUCACACAUUCUUAAAGGACCUACUGCGGCCACAUGUCAAAGAAAUUCUACAAGAUGUAACUGGAUGCGUAAAGCCCGGUGAAAUGCUUUUGGUGCUGGGUCGUCCUGGAAGCGGAUGUACCACGUUUCUCAAAUCUUUGUCGUCCUAUCGUGAGGGAUAUCGAAGCAUUGAAGGCAAGGUACUUUAUGGUGGAUUUGAUCACAAAAUGAUCGAUGGACCUCUUCGAGGUGAGGUUGUAUACACCCCUGAAGAUGAUAUGCACUUUCCAACCCUCUCUGUCAAGGACACAUUAUCUUUCGCUGCGGCGGCACGAACACCGCGUUCCGAGUUUCGUGGUACUUUCGACAGCACUUCUGCACGCAAAACAUAUGCCGAACUCUUCCGUGAAGCUAUCGCAACAAUUUUAGGUCUGCGCCAUACUUACAAUACAGUUGUCGGCGACUCUUUUGUACGGGGCGUAUCUGGUGGCGAGCGAAAGCGUGUUAGUAUUGGUGAAGCGCUUGUAUCGCAUGCUUCGAUCUUGCUAUUUGACAAUUCGUCGCGUGGUCUCGACUCUUCCACAGCACUCGAGUUUGUCCAGUCACUCCGAAUUGCCACUGAAGUUACAAAUGCGGCGACUAUCUCGAGUAUGUAUCAGGCGGGCGAGACGAUCACGCAAACAUUCGACAAAGUGCUUGUCCUAAACAAAGGGCACUCCGUAUAUUUUGGCCCAGUGGACCAAGCGGCUGACUACUUCAAGUCGAUAGGGUAUCUUCCCCACGAUCGGCAGACAACAUCUGACUUUCUUGUUUCCUGCACAGACCCAGUUGCGCGACGGUUGAAUCCUGACUUUCAAGAUGUGCCAUUAACUCCGUCCGACAUGGCAGCUGCAUUUCUUGCGUCUUCUGUGGGUCAGGCCAACGUGAGAGAGGUGAAUGCGUACAUCGACGAAAUGGAGAGCAGGUCUCAAGAUGAAUUGUCCGCAAGGAUGAGCGAGACUCGUGAAUGGAGAACGCGUGGUGUAUCGAAAAAAAGCAUGUAUACGUUGUCGUGGCCUCAACAAAUCCGGCUCGCUAUCAAGCGUCGCGCUCAAAUAUCGUGGGGCGAUCGCUCUACAACGAUUAUUUUAACAUGUGCUAUGACAUUCCAAGCUUUUAUUAUGGGUUCGGUCUUCUUUCAGAUGGAUAACAGCUCAGCUGCAUUAUUCUCUCGCAGUGGUGUGAUGUUCUUUGCAUUACUGUAUAACAGCUUCUCUGCCAUGGCUGAAAUCCCAAAUAAUUAUCAGCAACGCCCUGUGGUGAUCCGGCAAAAACGUUUUGCAAUGCUUCGUCCCGCAGCCGAUGCUUUAGCGAAUGUUUUGCUCGAUAUACCCGUUCGUGCGACCGCCAUUGCCUGCUUUAAUAUCAUCUUGUACUUUAUGACAGGCCUAUCCUACGAUGCAGGGAAAUUUUUCAUUUUUUUCUUCAUGGUCUUGCUGGUUACGUUCACAAUGGUGACCUUCUUUCGUUUUCUAACAGCUGUCUUCAGCCAUGAAGUUAUGGCUACCAUGUUAUCUGGAUUGGUUAUUAUUGACACGGCGCUGUAUGCUGGUUUCGUGAUUCCUCGCCCUUCUAUGGUCGUCUGGUGGCGGUGGCUCUCAUAUUGCAAUCCUAUUGCAUUUGCCUAUGAGGUUCUACUGUCGAAUGAGUUCCGCAAUAAGGACAUGUCAUGUCUUCCAAACGAAUUGGUUCCGCCUUAUCCUCAAGCUGACAUGGCCAAUAGGGUCUGUCCUGUGCCUGGAUCCCAGCCUGGCACGUCAAAAAUAGACACGGCUCGCUAUUUGGACUAUGCAUAUGGAUACAGGUGGGAAAAUACAGACCGAAAUGUCGGUAUUAUCAUUGGUUUUUUCGUCUUCUUUGUGAUAUCUUACAUGGUAGCAUCGGAGUUCCAAACCGACCCGGCAGCCUCAAGUGGUGUUAUGGUUUUCAAGCGUGGAAAGGUGUCUCGAGAACAACUUGCAAAAAUGGAGGACAGCCCGGAAAACCUGCACGCGGCCAAUAUCAGCUCCUCGGAAACCAAACAAGAUGUGAUUCCAGCAGUCAAGAGUCGGCUCGAUGUUUCUGAUGAGAUAUUUAGUUGGCAACAUAUCAACUACGAUAUUAUGAUUAAAGGAAAAUCUCGUCGUCUCUUGGAGGAUGUCUCUGGCUAUGUCGCGCCUGGUAAAAUGACGGCUCUCAUGGGUGAGAGUGGUGCGGGUAAAACGACCUUGUUGAAUGUUCUGGCUCAGCGCGUGGACGUCGGUGUGAUUACCGGUGAUUUCUUGGUCAAUGGCCGACCUCUGCCCAAAUCAUUCCAGGCCGAUACCGGUUAUUGCCAGCAACAAGACGUACACAUGACUGAGCAAACGGUGCGUGAAGCCUUGCAAUUCUCCGCAAUGCUUCGACAGCCUCGUGAAACGCCGAAGGAAGAGCGCUUGGCAUACGUUGAAACGGUGAUUGAGCUUUUGGAGAUGCAAUCAUUUGCGGAUGCCAUUGUCGGCAAUGUGGGUGAGGGACUUAACGUGGAGCAGCGCAAGCGACUGACGAUUGGUGUGGAGCUAGCUGCGAAACCUAAGCUACUGCUGUUCCUGGAUGAGCCUACGUCGGGUCUUGAUGCACAGGCCGCAUGGUCCGUGGUUCGCUUCUUAAAAAAACUGGCUUCUUCUGGUCAAGCUAUUUUGUGUACGAUCCAUCAACCCAGUGGUGAGCUGUUCAACCAAUUCGACCGUCUUUUGCUGCUACAGAAGGGUGGUAAGACGGUGUACUUUGGUGAUCUCGGACCAAACUCGCGGACCCUCAUUGACUACUUCGAAAAGCGAAGUGGAGUGCGCUGUGACGAGAAUGCGAAUCCUGCCGAGUAUAUUCUGGACGUCAUUGGUGCAGGUGCGACGGCAACGACGGACAAGAACUGGUUCCAGCUUUUCCGCGAGAGUGAGCUGUAUGAGGAGCUGCAGCGUGAGCUUGAUGCGAUUGACGUGCGAGGUUUCAAAGAGGAGAAGGAUGAAACUACAGCGUCGCAGCUCAAUCGCGAAUAUGCCCAGCCAUUCAUGGUCCAGCUUAUUAGCUGCACUCGCCGAAUGUUCUUGUCAUACUGGCGGAAUCCAACUUAUUUGGUAUCAAAAAUUUCCUUGAAUAUAUUCGGUGGGCUCUUUGUCGGUUCUAGUUUCUGGGGCCAAGGUCAGAAUGUAUCUCAAGCGGGUCUUCAGAACAAGCUUUUCGCUACAUUCAUGUCCAUGGUUUUGUCUACGUCACUGUCUCAGCAGCUCCAGCCAGAGUUUAUCAGGCACCGUGACUUGUUUGAAGCCCGCGAAGGCCCGUCUAAGCUAUACAACUGGUUUGUACUCUUGUGCAGCCAGCUUGUUGUGGAGAUUCCUUGGAAUAUGAUUGGUGGUACUCUCUUUUGGAUUCCUUGGUAUUUCAUGAUACAGUUUGGCAAUGAAGGAUCGCGUGCAGGAUACAGUUGGGGCUUAUACAUGGUGUUCCAAAUAUAUUUCAGUUCGUUUGCACAGGCUCUAGCGGCAAUCGCUCCUAAUGCAAUGGUUGCCUCGGUGCUAUUCUCGACACUUUUUUCUUUUGUGAUUGUUUUCUGUGGCGUCAUGCAACCUCCGAUGCAAUUGCCUUACUUUUGGCGCUCGUGGAUGUUUCACCUUAGUCCCUUCACUUACUUUAUUGAAGGACUCCUUGGAAACGUCAUUCACGACAAACCAGUCAUCUGCACGGAAAAGGAGCUUAACCCUGUCAACCCUCCCGCUGGUAUGUCGUGUUCUGAGUACAUGGGCAAUUUCACAAAUUCUCUGGAAGAGCCUAUUCAACCAGGCCGCGGCUAUUAUACCGAAAAUAACGGCCAGUGUAGCUACUGUGUUAUGAGCAGCGGAGAAGAUUAUAUGAGCUCCAUCUUACUCAAUUCUUCAUACCGGUUCCGAGACAUUGGUAUUGUAUUCGCCUAUGUGGCUUUCAAUGUUCUACUUCUAUUUGGGUUGUACUAUCUGUUCCGUGUACACAAAUGGAAGAAGGUAAAGCAGAAGAGCACGUCUGACUCUGCCUCAUCUGCAGAAUCUUCCACUGAUACUGAAAUUCCUUUGCAGCGGCUUGAUCGUGAUAUGGCGAACUAUGAAGUGUCAGAGCAAAGCUUCUCACAAAGUCGCACACGGCCUCUCGUCACGGCUGAGUCGGAUAUUAACGAGUACUCGGGCGAUCGAGGACAACGAUUUGCUACGCCGCGCCAACAUUACAGUCAGCACGUUAACAACGGCACUCCUUACGACCUCUAUAACCGCAGGCGGUCAGCUAGCCGCAAGUCGGUGCCUAUCAAUGUGCUUGAUCCACAAGGUGUCCAAGAGCUAUCCCGAAGACUAUCAACUCGAACACAAAAUCGUGCAGCAAAACAGAAUUACGGUGAAGCGUUUGCCACGCCCGUGGCAGGUUCUCCCAGUGUACCGAUGAAGGAGUUGGACCACAGCUCGGAUGCCUUUUCUCCUCAUUUGCUACAAACACCUAUGAUGGAGAAUUCUAGGCCUGAGAAAGAAGAUCCCACCCUCACGCCCAAUCCGUUCGAUGAGAAUAGUAAGUUCGACCUGGCUCGUAUGCUUCAUGAGACAUAUACCCAGUCGGAAGAGCGCGGUAACGUGCACCGUUCGAUGGGUAUUGCAUUCCGAGAUUUACGUGUCACAGGCUUUGGAACUGGUGUACAGCUAAACGAGACCUUUGGUUCACUUUUACUUUCACCGAUCCGAAUUGUUUCGGCCAUCCAAAGCAUGCUCCAUCGGCCCGUGAAAAACAUUCUAGUGGAUGUCGAGGGUUGUGUGAAGCCUGGCGAGAUGCUCCUUGUGCUUGGCCGCCCUGGCAGUGGAUGCACAUCGUUCUUGAAGGCACUGGCAUCAUACCGUGAUGGAUUUCGGAGCGUAGAUGGGACAGUCCUCUAUGAGGGACUGGACUAUCGCAGCAUCGAGGGUCCAUUGCGUGGUGAUGUGGUUUAUUCACCUGAAGACGAUGUUCAUUUCCCGACACUCACCGUUGGUCAAACACUUCGGUUUGCUAGCGCCACGCGUGCACCCAAUGCCAAAUAUCGUGUCACUCUUGGUGAAAAUGGUGACCGUCGCGAAUAUAUUGACCUGACUCGGGAAGUGCUUGCUACAAUCCUAGGUCUUCGUCACACCUACAACACAAAGGUUGGUAACGAUAUGAUUCGCGGUGUGUCCGGUGGUGAACGCAAACGUGUUUCUAUCGCUGAAACCAUGGCCGCCCGUGCAAAGAUUGCCCUCUACGACAACUCAUCGCGUGGUCUUGACUCAUCAACGGCCCUAGAGUUUGUUCAGGCCUUGCGAAUUCAGACCAACAUUGCCAGCUGUACAACAGUGGCUAGCAUUUACCAAGCAGGUGAAAAUAUCACACAGCUUUUCGACAAGGUUGCUCUGUUCAAUCAAGGCCGACUUGUUUACUUUGGGCCGGUGAACUGCGCUGUGGACUACUUCCGAUCCAUUGGGUUUGCGCCUCUAGAUCGCCAAACGACGGCUGACUUUUUAGUCGCGUGCACCGACAUAACGGGACAGAAUAUCGAUCCGCAAUUUUCUGGACCUGUGCCGCGUUCGCCAGAUGAGCAGGCUCGCGCUUUCCGUGAGUCCUGGGUUGGUGAAGCCAACCGAGCUGAGGUGGACAAUUACAUUGCUUUAAUGAUGGAUCGUCAAACGAAGCAAAACGCAAACAAGUAUGUGGAUCUUGCGCGCGAUGAAAGAGCAAAGCAUACAUCACAUAAGAGCCGGUACCUUCUGUCAUGGCCUAUGCAAGUGCGGCUUGCGCUCAAGCGUCGUUAUCAGGUUGCGAUGGGUGAUAUGGGUACGCACAUUACGGUGAUUCUUGCGGCUUUGUUCCAAGCGCUGAUUAUUGGGUCAGUUUUCUAUCAAAUGCCCCCUGAUACAUCCGGAUUUUUCUCUCGUGGUGGUGUGCUUUUCUUCUCUUUGCUGUACAAUUCGUUCACGGGUAUGUCUGAAAUUGCUCUUUGCUAUGAACAACGCCCGAUCGUUAUCCGUCAAAAGCGUUUUGCUAUGCUUCAUCCGUCUGCGGAUGCACUAGGCAAUACAAUUUUGGACUUCCCUAUUCGCAUGAUAUCAAUUGUUGUGUUUGAUAUCAUCGUGUACUGGAUGACAGGUCUCAGCGCAGAUGCAGGCAAAUUCUUUACCUAUUUCGGCGUUACUGCUCUUGUGACAUACUGUAUGACGGCCUUUUUCCGCAUGGUGGCUGCAUCAACCAAGUCGGAGCCAUUGGCUACUACGUUCGGUGGUCUGGCAGUACUGGAUGUGGCCUUGUACACGGGCUAUAUGAUUCCGCGCCCAUCUAUGCGUCCGUGGUGGAAGUGGCUCUCGUAUUGCAAUCCAGUGGCUUUUGGCUUUGAAAUUUUGCUUGCCAAUGAGUACCGCAACAAAUAUUUCAGAUGCACCCAAAUGGUGCCAUUUGAUGUAUCUCCUGACACAAGCUUCAACGCCCGACCGAAUGCAAACAAGGUGUGCCCUAUUACCGGUGCCGAACCAGGUAAUCCCAUGGUGAGCGGUGAGAGGUAUCUCGACCUGAUGUACCAGUUCUAUUGGGACAAUCGAAGUCGUAACGCAGGUAUCAUCAUUGCAUUUUGGAUUUUCUUCGUCAUUAUGUACCUGUAUGCUUCCAAUCACCAAGUGGACCCUGCGGCUAUGGGUGGUGCCAUGCUUUUUGAGCGUUCAAAAGCCAAAAAGCUUAACAUUGAUAAGAUCCAACAGGAUGAUCAAGAGAAGGCGCUCGAGCAUGGAGCCAUUGGUUCACAAGUCGAACAUAACUCGACUUUGCGUGAUACCCAAGCUGCAGGCGGUCAUCUGAAGGUCUCCGAGUCGGUGUUCAGCUGGGAUAAGAUCACCUAUGAUGUGCUCAUCAAGGGCAAGCCUCGUCGUCUUUUGAACCGUGUGUCGGGUUAUGUGGCACCAGGUAAAAUGACUGCACUGAUGGGUGAGAGUGGCGCCGGUAAGACUACUCUUCUCAAUGUCUUGGCCCAGCGUGUGGAUGUUGGUGUCGUGAAAGGUGACUUUUUGGUCAAUGGAAAGCCCUUACCAAAGUCCUUCCAAGCUGAUACUGGCUAUUGCCAACAGCAAGAUGUACAUUUGGCUCAGCACACAGUUCGCGAAGCCCUCCAAUUUUCUGCAAUGCUACGGCAGCCUCGGGAGACGCCCAAGGAGGAGCGCCUUGCUUACGUCGAGACAGUUAUUGAGCUUUUGGAGAUGCAAUCCUUUGCUGACGCACUGGUGGGUGAAGUUGGUGAAGGCUUAAACGUCGAGCAGCGCAAGAGAUUGACGAUUGGUGUAGAACUUGCGGCCAAACCCAGUCUGCUGCUGUUCCUUGACGAGCCUACUUCGGGUCUUGAUGCACAAGCCGCUUGGUCAAUUGUGCGCUUCCUAAAGAAACUGGCGGCCGAAGGUCAAGCUAUUCUGUGUACGAUCCACCAACCCAGUGGUGAGCUGUUCAACCAAUUCGACCGUCUUUUGCUGCUACAGAAGGGUGGUAAGACGGUGUAUUUUGGUGAUCUCGGACCAAACUCGCGGACCCUCAUUGACUACUUCGAGAAGCGAAGUGGAGUGCGCUGUGACGAGAAUGCGAAUCCUGCCGAGUAUAUUCUGGACGUCAUUGGUGCGGGUGCGACGGCAACGACGGACAAGAACUGGCAUGAACUGUUCUUGCAGAGUGAGCAGUACCAGGCUUUGCAGCAGGACCUCGCCAAGAUUUACAGCAGCAAACGUGCUACUGCUGACGAUUCAUCUGCUCAGUCGACUCGCGAGUAUGCUCAACCGUUUGGUGUGCAGCUCUAUCAAGUUACAAAGCGUGCCUUUGUUUCAUACUGGCGCAAUCCCCUGUAUCUCUACACGAAAAUGAUGCUUAAUGUGGUAUCUGGGCUGGUUGUUGGGUCGAGCUUUUGGAAACAAGGACAAGAGUUCACUAUUAUUGCCCUGCAAAACCGUCUCUUUGCGUGUUUCCUCGCUUUGGUUGCGGCCACAUCGCUCUCCCAACAUUUACAACCUGAGUUUAUCCGAUUCCGUGGUCUUUAUGAGGUGCGUGAGAAGCCAUCCAAGAUGUAUGCUUGGCCAGUGAUGGUCUUAAGUGCCAUGCUUGUCGAAAUACCUUGGAAUAUCAUUGGCGGAUCCAUAUAUUGGAUUCCUUGGUACUACCUUAUAAAAUACCCAACGGACUCAAAGCAUGCGGGAUACAGCUGGGGUAUCUAUAUGCUCUUUCAGUUCUUCUACUGCACGUUCGCCCAGUCAAUGGCUGCGAUCAGCCCCAAUGCUAUGAUCUCUUCUAUUCUCUUCUCUACAUUCUUUUCUUUCGUGAUCCUAUUCUGUGGUGUGGUUCAACCGCCGCCCCAACUACCGACAUUUUGGCGUUCAUGGAUGUUCCGACUGAGUCCCUUUACUUGGAUUAUGGAGGGUAUUCUCGGUAAUGCCGUUGGUGGUAGCGAAGUGCAUUGUGCGGCAGACGAACUGCAGGAGAUCAUUCCGCCUGCGGACCAGGACUGCGCGACAUAUUUGAAUGGCUUCACCACCGCAAGAGGAAACGGAACCCGAGGGGUUGGAUACUUCGAAGUAUUGCCCAAUAACAACUGUGGCUUCUGUCGCUUCCGCUAUGGUGAUGAUUACCUGACGUCGGUUGAAAUGCGUGCUAGUGGAAAGUAUCGUGACUUGGGUAUUAUCUGUGCAUAUAUUGCUUUCAACACGGCGCUUGUCUUUGGUAUGUUUUGGCUCUUCCGGAUAUACAAGUUUGGAAAGGGCCGUCAGAGCAAGAAAGCGGCUGCCACUACCUCCGCAACGGAUCCAGAAAGUGAACUUGUUGUACCUCCAGGCACAAUGCAAGUCGAAGCGCCUGCGUUGGCGGUGAAUGUCCCACACAGCAUUGGCGCCGAACUUACCAAUGCCAUGUCCCACCCUGCAAGGCCACCUAGCAGUACAGGAAACCUAGAUGCUGUAUCUCAACCGCACACGCCAUAUUCCCACACCGACAUGUCGCUUUCGUCGGUUCACUUACUACCUAAGCAUCAGAAGCGAUCGGAGGAGAGCCCCUACCUGGGAUCGCCUAUGAUGCCGGGCUCGCACCCGCUUCAGUCAAGGCAAGAAGAUGGCUCUACGGUUGAUCGUACGCCCGCAUCUGACUGGACACUCGCAGACACAAACAUGCCUCACUACCGCCACACUACCCGUGCAGCGCCCGCUAUACCUGACCCCUACCUCGAUGAAAUUCCCAUCUCGGAAGACUCUCCCGAACAGCCUGUGCCUCGUUCACAGCGCACAUCUACCCGUCGUAAGGAUUCAUCUGGCCUCUCUUACUAUUAUGAGCCCGACGACAAUUUCGGCGAGGCACAAUAA
Molecule: messenger RNA, 14397 nt
Organism: Malassezia sympodialis ATCC 42132
Lineage: Eukaryota; Fungi; Basidiomycota; Malasseziomycetes; Malasseziales; Malasseziaceae
Product: pleiotropic drug resistance family ABC transporter
Biological process (GO): transmembrane transport
Cellular component (GO): membrane
Molecular function (GO): ATP binding; ATP hydrolysis activity; ABC-type transporter activity
Source: RefSeq, a predicted model, not a curated record